CAAAUAAAAGAGAGUUCAAGUGGACCCUUUUUUUAACACCUAAAGAAAUCUCAAAAUAACUAACUUUUAUGAUUCAUUUCCCUUUUAUGUUUGUUCAUGCUCUCUUCACCCUUUCUCACAUUAACUUCCCUCUCUUAAAUCUCUCUCUCUCUCCCUCUCUCACUCUCAUUACUUUGUCCUACCCUUAUCUCUCUCUAUUUCAAAAUUUCUCUCUUUGCUUCUCAUAUAUCAUAUUUUUGUGAUCAAUGCCACAAUGUUGUUGAAACACUCUCAAGUCUUUGCCUUCAACUCCAAGCAACUACCACUGUGUGGAAAAUCAUAAGAAAAAAAAAAUCAAGAUAUGGAUUUUGGUUAUGGUUUUAGUUUUAGAAGAUUGUUUCUUAGAGCUUUGUUAUUUCUAGGAAUCAUAUGGUUUAUGUUCAUUGCAAUCUCAACAAUGAAUCACCAAACAAAAAGCACAAUUCUUGUUCCAAUGAAUGUGAAUGUUAUUUCCAAGCAAUUAAAGUUUGUUGGCAUGCAAAGACAUACCAUCCCUUCGGAUUCUAGACUCAUCUUUGUGAGUAAAAGAAGAGUACCUAAUGGACCUGACCCAAUACAUAACAGGAGAGCAGUGAAAUAUAGACAACCACCAAAUGAAGCUUGAACUUUGAGGAAAAAUCAUAGAAGAAAUCUUGAUUUUUUGUGUGGAAGAAUUUAGAGUGUUUGUAUAAGAUAUUGUUUUUACAUAUAGUAUUUCAUGAAGUGCUUUGAAAGCUACAAGUGUGAUCUUAAUGUUUUUUCUAGUUUUUUUUUUUCUUCUCCAUGAAUGUACCUUUUUUAUUAUUGUAAAUCAAGGUCUUAGGUAAUGAAUUAACCCAAAUUUUGGAUGCAAA
This is a messenger RNA of Cicer arietinum (chickpea), 872 nucleotides long. The record is from RefSeq and is a predicted model, not a curated record. NCBI's taxonomy places the organism in Eukaryota, Viridiplantae, Streptophyta, Magnoliopsida, Fabales, Fabaceae.